AUGUCAGACGUCCCAGGCCUCGUAAAGGGACCCGGCAGAAAGUUAAGUCUGCCCACAGAUCUUAAGACUGAUCUUGAUCAUGUCAAUGGACAUUGCACUAGCCCCACCUCCCAGCCCUGCUCGGCGGGGAAGCCUCGCGUCCCGGUGGGUCCUGAGGGGCCACGGCUUACCCGCAGAGGCCCCGGCCGACCGCCCUUCCGCAAGGCCCAGUCUGCUGCUUGCAUGGAGAUCUCUUUGCCUGUGUCCCACACUGAAGGUUAUGCGUCCAGGAGGGCAAUGCUUCAACAGUUACAUGGAGUUACUAUGUACUCCCACGACGAGCACCACAGCAGCAGCACCACCACCAGCCCCUACUGCUGGACUGACAGAGAAAGUCGUGAAAACUCCUUCAGCCGCUCGCGCAGCUCCAGCGUGUCCAGCAUCGACCGCGACACCAAAGAGGCCGUCACCACGCUGCAGUUCGGAGAGUCCUACGCACGCAAGACGGACGCCCUGCCCACGCCGUGUCUGUGGGUGGGGACCAGCCUAGGCGUGGUCCUGCUCAUCCCCAUGUCCAUCCCCACGGACCAGGAGGAGCGCAUGGACGAACCCGUCACCAUCGGCCCCAGCGGCGCCGUCCUGUUGCUGAAGGGUUCCGUGUUGCGCUUCGGCUUCUUGGACUGCAUGGGCGCUCUCAUCCAGAGCCCCUACGAGGUCUGGAGGGACCUCAACGCCCCCGAGGACCCCGACCGACCCAGGAGGCGCAAGCUGGUGCAUUUCUCGCCGUCGUCCUCGCAGGACGCCUGCGGGGAGGGGCAUCUGGCCGUGGUGUGUUCGGAGAGGCAGGCCAAAGUCUUCUUGAUGCCCUCGCAGUCUUGCCUCUUCGUCCACAACAUCACGGAGUCGUCGUUCGUGCUGCGAGCCGACGUGGUGUCGGUGUGUAACAGCGCGUGCUUGGCCUGCUUCUGCGCCAACGGACACGUCAUGACGCUCAGUUUGCCCAGUCUCAGACCGCUGAUGGACGUCAACUACCUUCCUCUGACCGACAUGCGCAUCGCCAGAACCUUCUGCUUCACCAACGGGGGGCAGGCGCUGUACCUGAGCUCCCCCACAGAGAUCCAGAGGAUCACCUACAGCCAAGAGAUGUGUGACAACCUGCAGGAGAUGCUGGGGGAGCUGUUUACACCCAUAGAAACACCGGAGGCUCAGAACAGAGGCUUUCUGAAGGGCUUUUUUGGAGGAAACGCUCAUACCUUCGACAGAGAAGAGCUGUUCGGCGAGGCGGCGGCUGGGAAGGCGUCUCGGAGUCUGGCCCAGCACAUCCCCGGGCAGGGCGGCGUGGAGGGCAUGAAGGUGGCGGCCGGCGGAGCGGUGGGGGAGCUGGCACGAGCCCGCAUCGCUCUGGACGAGAGAGGCCAGAGGCUGGGAGAGCUGGAGGAACGAACCGCCCUGAUGAUGACCAGCGCCGAAACCUUCUCCAAACACGCCCACGAGCUGAUGCUGAAGUGCAAGGAUAAGAAGUGGUACCAGUUCUAAGAGCAGGACUCGUGGGUCGCGGCCGCCCUCGGACGGUUCGGAGCUUCGUGCCGGGACAGGGACCUUCACUCUAGAGACGAUGGCACUUCAAAGACAGACUCAAGAGUGACUUUGUCUUUACGACUUCUGGACAGGCUACAUGUACCGCACCGUCACAACGCUGAAGGACAAGGACGAGGGUCGGAUCCUCGUCUUGACGUGUAGUGAAGAAGGACAGGAAACGAGGCGGCAUCGGUAGACGCUGGAGGUGGAGAUGGAGACGUCCGAAAAAAAAAAAAAAAAAAAGUCUGUCCGACGUGUGUGUGAUCGCGUGGAUGCGUGAGUGUGUGAGUGCGACGUGGUUUGGUUUUUCUGGACCUCACUGUGUAGAUACUGAAAAGUUAAGAAACCAACAAGAAAUGCAUGAAAUCAAAAUGGAUGACUAUUAAAAAUAUCCAACUGCCAUAUUAAAAAGCAGCAUGCGACUUUAACAGGAAAUACAAAAAGUUUUAUUUAAUAAUGUAAGCCAACAACAGAAACUAUGAGAAACUUUAUAUUUUUUGAAAUACUGACAAAAAACUAUAUAUAAAAAGGGAAAUGUAUACCCGCAUUGCUAUUAAGCCAAAACUUCUGUUCCUUUUCCCUUUGUUUUUUUUUUUAAAUUACUCCUUUGUUUGUUCUAUAUUUUUUCUUAGUCUCAUCAAAUAUUACUUGACACAAUAUAAAUGCACAUAGUUAGCUUUCUCUACAGACACUAUGAAUAACGCUAAAUCUAUGUUCUUAUGAAUGACUUUGAGCUGCACACUGCAAACACACGUCAGUAGUAUUAACACUUAACCGGGCACAGUCUUCACACUCCUUUAACGUUCUUUUUUUUUUUUUUUUUUCGGCUGCUGCAACUUUAACAAAAAGACUAUUUCACUCCCCGACUGAGAAGGAAGCAGAACAGAUUGGAAGGAAAACGCUGAAAGACAAAACAUUUUCUGAACAGAGUUUGUAAAUCUAUAUACGAUUCAUGUGCCAUAAAAAGAGAAAAAAAAUCUAAAUGUAUGUCAAACACAGACGGGUGAAUGUUCCCGCUGUGGUCAGAGCUAAUCUGUGGUAGUCGUCAUGUUUCUAUGGAUGAGGUGUAGUUACAGAGUUUAGCCACAGGGGGGCGUUUAUCAAAGUCAACCGAGUCUUCUGCAAAAAAAACAAACACAUGAGGGUGAUUUUUUUGUGUUUUUUAAUUGAAUUUUUGUUUUUUGUUUUUUUGGUUGUCGAUGGUAAAACAUUCGCGUCUCCAGCUGCCUUCGUCAAACGUACACGUCAAAGCGCCGUCGGGCUGUUUUUGCGUGCGAAUCAGCCCUCAACAAGAACUGGGGUGUCAUCCACGAGAAACGAAAGGACGAAAAUGACUCAAUACGUGUUCAGAAAAAUACAAAAAUACAACAAUAAACAAGUCCGAUCUGCUCUGACGCAACAAUAAGAGUCUUUUCGUACUUUUAGGGACACUGCCGCCAAUGAGUCUUAAUCACAAAAGACACUUUCAAAACCUCAGUGCAUCAUGGGAUACGAAACAUGUUUGCGUGCAGGAAAGAGCGCGUCACAUGUUCAAACUGACAAAACCAGGUGACACCCUUUUGUCUUGCUGUAACGUUUUUGUUUUUUUUUGUUUUGUUUUGUUUUUUUCCUCGGUCCUCUUCUCAUGAACACAAGCGAAUGAUUGUUUCUCUGAUGGAUACGAAGAAGGGUCGGCGUCGCGUUCACGUCCACGCAACUGGUUUCUAAUAAUUAGCGAUACGAGGGACGAGUAAGUGUAUUUCUUUCAGUGCUGUUCAGAUGUGAGUCGGUGAAGAAACUAUGUACAUGUGUAAAACAUUUGCAACAACUGGAGGCGAAUCUGUUCUUUUUUUAUUUCCGUUGAAUAUUGUUCUUGAUGACUAUGAUAUUCCCUUGUCGCGGUCCUAUAUUUGAUGGUGACGGCCUCUCAACUGAAGGCUCUUGUAUGUUAAAAACAACAGGUGUUUCAUGAUACAUGGUCGUGUAUCAUAUUGUGAUUGUGUCGUACAUGUCAAUGGGUAGCCACAUGACACAAGGUGACAACAUUCAGUGAGAAGGAUAUUUUGUACUUGUGUAUUUGUCUGUAUUUUUCAAUUGAUCUGAAGAACCAAACCGAGGAAUUAUCGAUAUCCGUCUCUCACGCAUCAGGCCUUGAAAUACGAAGCGUCGCGCCUCGAUCCUGUUGACGUCUUUCCCGCGUAGAAAACACAGUCGUCGCCGCUACGAGGCGUUCCUUAAACUGGAAGUCACCUGAAAUCCAUCAAA
This is a messenger RNA of Sphaeramia orbicularis (orbiculate cardinalfish), 3801 nucleotides long. Its product is annotated as syntaxin-binding protein 5-like. The transcript has 10 exons. Bases 1 to 1515 code for a protein of 504 amino acids. NCBI's taxonomy places the organism in Eukaryota, Metazoa, Chordata, Actinopteri, Kurtiformes, Apogonidae. Gene Ontology annotation, cellular component: SNARE complex; cytoplasm; plasma membrane. The record is from RefSeq and is a predicted model, not a curated record. Gene Ontology annotation, biological process: exocytosis; Golgi to plasma membrane transport. Gene Ontology annotation, molecular function: myosin II binding; GTPase activator activity; syntaxin binding.